This is a messenger RNA of Somion occarium, 2143 nucleotides long. NCBI's taxonomy places the organism in Eukaryota, Fungi, Basidiomycota, Agaricomycetes, Polyporales, Cerrenaceae. The record is from the annotation of a GenBank genome assembly.
GGGUCGUCGACCUCGUGGAGUGCGUCUUUCUCUGUAACCAUGAAGACACCAGGCUUGUUGUCAUUUCUCGCCCUUCCUGUGGUAUGGGCUAUCCCCACCAGUGAACUCAACGCGUUCUUGAGUAGUCUAGACGACUAUACGGAAGUGACCAACGCUGCUUCAAGCAAUCUCUUUGGCGGAGUAGCCAACGGUAUCGGAUAUGUCUUGGACCACGCACAGGAAGUUCUACAUGAUCAUCUGCAUCAAGGGCAAGAUACAUUGGAGAAAUGGGUGCACGAAGGGAAACAGUUCGUGAAGCAGAACGGCCUUACAUAUGAACUUGUCACAAAUCCUGCGUUCCAGGACUAUCAACUCCGUGUCACUGACCCCGACUUAUGCGAUCCGACAGUCAAGCAGCAUUCAGGGUAUCUCGAUGUCACCGAUGGGAAGCAUCUUUUCUUUUGGUUCUUUGAGUCUCGUACCUCUCCAGAGAAGGCACCACUGACCCUCUGGCUUAACGGCGGUCCUGGGUGUAGCUCCAUUACUGGUCUCCUCUUCGAGAAUGGUCCCUGCAGAGUAACGAACGGGGGCAAGAGCACGAAACCAUUCGAGCAUUCCUGGAACAACUACUCCAAUAUCAUCUUCUUAGACCAACCUGUUGACGUCGGCUACUCGUACUCCACUGAUGGAUCAACUGUCAACACUUCUCCGGUGGCUGCUGAGGACGUUUAUGCUUUCAUCGAGUUGUUCUUGGCUAGGUAUCCCGAAUACGCCGAUAUGCCUUUCCAUAUUGCUGCCGAGAGUUAUGGAGGAAUCUACGCUCCGAACAUCGGGUCGGUGAUCCACCUGAAGAACAAGGAACUAACGUUGCGUCCUGCACCUGGAGUCAAGCACGUCAACUUAGCUUCUAUCAUCUUAGCUAAUGGGCAGACGGAUCCAUAUGUUCAGCUAGCUUCUGUGCCAGACUAUGUCUGUGACGGACCGUAUCCGUUGUUCGACGACCCAGAGGGUGCUCAGUGCACGGCUCUUCGUAGCAAAGUGCCAACAUGCCAAAGACUCAUUCAAGGCUGUUACAACUACAAUUCCAGGCUCACAUGUGUUCCCGCGAUAGUCUACUGCUAUAGUCAGUUAAUGGGACCUGUACAGCAAACUGGCGUCAAUCCGUAUGAUGUCCGUAAGAAAUGCGAUCGCUCUAAAGACGGUUCGCUUUGUUACAAAGAGAUGGCAUGGGUCGAGACCUGGAUGAAUGAUGCAGCGACCAAGAAGGCGCUUGGAGUACCUGCUGAGCGCACGUUCCAAACUUGUAAUACGGACGUAAACCAAGCAUUCUUCAGCCAGGGCGACGGGGUUAAGAAUGCUGCAGCUCUACUGCCGCCAUUGGUAAAUGAUGGCGUUCGUUUGUUAGUCUACGCCGGCAACGCAGAUGCUAUGUGCAACUAUGUCGGCAACGAACGAUGGAUGGAGAAACUCGAACACAAUUUCCAUGCGGAAUUUGCAAAGUCGAGACCUGUUCCGUGGGUAACUUUGGAAGGUGGUAUCAUCGCCGGUGAAGUCCGCAGUGUUGGUGGUAAUGGCUUUUCUGCGGGUAAUGUUACCUUCGCACAAGUAUACGAAGCUGGCCAUAUGGUCCCAUUCGACCAACCUGAGGCAGCCUCUGAUUUGUUCAACCGAUGGAUUCUGGAUGUUCCCUUGAUUCUCAACGCAACUGAGAUAGCCUCUACUAUGACAGUGCCUUUUGGUGGACUGGUAUAACUACACAAUCCUCUGCUAUUAACUUUAAGCUUGCUUGCAGUGUAAUCCGCCGCUCAUGUUCCGAUAUGUAGGCCAUGAUGACCCUUGUUCACAUAGAUACCACAUAACACACACAUAUCCCUAUCCUCGUGUAUUUUAUCAUCAAGGACACUGCCCAUUUUGUAUCUCACUCCAUUCUCGGAGCUUUCGGAUGCCAGUGCAUUUUGCACAAUGUCACCGGAUAUCCUGAAGUCUAUUUCGACUUCAGGCUUGCUCCCUGCGCGAGUGCUAUUUCAUCGUGUUUCGUGUCCGUAUGGUUUCCUGCUGCGCGCCGGCUGUCAGAUGUUUUGGACUUUGUUUUCUUGUUUCUAUGAUUGUUUGCUGAUCUUUAUAAUCUUCUUCUUGAUUGACACUGUGAUUGACUUCAUAACGU